Messenger RNA from Aspergillus heteromorphus CBS 117.55, 1030 nucleotides. RefSeq names its product dUTP diphosphatase. Gene Ontology annotation, molecular function: magnesium ion binding; dUTP diphosphatase activity. The transcript is spliced from 3 exons. Bases 92 to 787 code for a protein of 231 amino acids. Lineage: Eukaryota; Fungi; Ascomycota; Eurotiomycetes; Eurotiales; Aspergillaceae. The record is from RefSeq and is a predicted model, not a curated record. Gene Ontology annotation, biological process: dUMP biosynthetic process; dUTP catabolic process.
CCAGCUCAAACGAGACAAACCCGCCCAGCAAACCCAAACCCCAUUAACGCGCCUCGCGUCUCACCGCCAGACGCGUUCCACGCAAUCGACCAUGAAGGGCCUCGCCCUCGCAUAUUGUCGAACCCAUCGACACACCGCAUUUCCCCUCAACAGAAGAUCUCUAUUCUCUCCAUCUCUCCUACUCACCUACCCUAACAAGAUCAUGACCAAGGAGACCACUCCUCCCAUCGAAUCUACCACCACCACCACCACCACCACUCACGAACCCCCCUCCCUCCCGGCCUCCCCGCUCGCCAAACGCACCAAGCCCUCCACCACCACCACCGAAGAACAACCCCCCAAAAUGGGCUCCAACGACAGCACCCCCUCCCUGCUGGUGAAGAAGCUCACCGAGUCCGGCCGUGCCCCGACCCGGGGCUCCGCCUUCGCGGCCGGCUACGACGUCUACAGCUCCAAGGACACCGUCAUCCCAGCGAAGGGCAAGGCGCUUGUGGACACGGGAAUCGCCAUCGCCGUGCCCGUGGGAACCUACGGCCGCAUCGCGCCCCGCAGCGGCCUCGCCUCGAAACACUUCAUCGACACCGGAGCCGGUGUCAUCGACGCUGAUUACCGUGGUGAGGUGAAGGUUUUGCUGUUUAACUUCUCCGAUGUGGAUUUCACGAUCAAGGAGGGUGAUCGGAUUGCGCAGUUGGUGCUGGAGCGGAUCUACACCCCCGAAGUGAUGGUCGUCGAGGAGCUGGAGGAGAGUGUCCGUGGCGCUGGCGGUUUCGGCAGCACGGGAAACUAAAUUCUAUCUAACCCAACCUAACUGGAUUAUAUGAUUUUCUGGGAUGGGAUGAAACGGAGUGAAGAAACAAAAAGGGUACUAGAUUUGGAUGGAUGGAUGGAUGGAUGGAUGGCGCAGGAUUACAAAAGACACAUAGGCAUAAGUGCAUCGUCAUGGGUUAUGGGUCACUGGAUGAUGGUUUCUCUCAUGAUGCAUGCUUGCAUGAUAUAUAACGGAAAUACCUAGGAAGGAAUAGGAAUUGAU